AAGCGGUAUUUGUUCGAAUUUAUUCAGAGAAACAAAGAUGUCGAUGACUUUACCUUUCAUGAAACAUUAGAAGUCUGUCUAUGUCGUCUACUGUGUGUAUCGUAAAGUGUUGAUAACAAGCCGAAAAUAUGUCUGCCAAGAUCCCCAGUUCCCUUCAGGUGUGCGUCAAGGUUCGUCCUUGCGAGGCCGAGCUCACGUCCCAUUGGCAGGUGAAUGAAGGUCGCUCCAUCCACCUGGCGGACGGCCAUGCGGAGCCCUAUGUCUUUGACUACGUUUUCGACGAGGGCACCAGCAACCAGGAGGUGUUCGACCGUAUGGCCAAGCACAUCGUGCACGCCUGUAUGCAGGGCUUCAACGGAACUAUUUUCGCCUACGGCCAGACAUCAUCGGGGAAGACCUACACGAUGAUGGGCGACGGCCAGAUGCCGGGCGUCAUGGCGCUGGCCGCCAAAGAGAUCUUCCAGCAGAUCUCCAGUGACACGGAACGCGACUUCCUGCUGCGCGUGAGGUUCAUAGAGAUCUACAACGAGAAGAUCUAUGACCUGCUGAACAAGAAGAACCAAGACCUGAAGAUCCACGAGGCCAGCAAUGGGGUCGUGAACGUGAACUGCGAGGAGUGCAUCAUAACCAGCGAAGACGACCUUCUGCGUCACCUCUGUAAUGGCAACAAAGAGCGAACCGUGGGCGAGACCAACAUGAACGAGCGCUCCAGUCGCUCGCACGCUAUUUUCCGCAUAAUCAUUGAGUCCAGGAAGUCGGACCAAAGCGACGAUGACGCCGUAGUCCAAAGCGUGCUGAACAUGGUGGAUCUGGCUGGAUCGGAUCGCGUGGACCACACUGGUUCCCAAGACCAUAUAAACAGCAACAUAAUCCUCGGUAAUGUGAUUAAGAGCCUGUCCGAGCACGUGGACAACAAGUUUAUUAGCUUUCGCGAUUCCAAACUCACUCGCGUCCUGCAGGCAUCGCUUUGUGGCAAUGCUUUGACCUCCGUCAUAUGUACGAUCAAGCCCUGGAUCAUAGAGGAGUCGCAAUCCACCCUUUGCUUGGCCACACGUGCCAGCAAGAUCCGCAUCAAGCCGCAGGUCAACGAGGUGGACUCUGAUACAACGAUGUUGAUACGUGUGGACCGCGGAAUUAAGAACCUGAAGAAUAAGCUUGCCGAAGAGGAGCGCAAGAAAGAAAGCCAGCUGGUAGUGCAGGAUCUGGAGCGCCGCAUCAAGCGCGACAUGCUCAAGAUUAUUUCGAGCACUUCGCUAAGCGACCAACGUCUCCAGAAGCGGCGCCGCAAUAGGGCUUUCUCCAACUCGGGCUCCGAGAGCGAGAUUGCCGUAACCUCGUUGCCCGUUUUGCCAGAGGAAUCCCGCCUGCCCCGACCGUUGAAGAUGUCCAGCCUACCAAAACCCAUGUUUUUCCCUAACAGUGGCCUUUCUCACCGACGGGAGAUCGCUCCCAAAACCAUCGGGGUCUAUCAGUCUCUAAAGGACGAGUUUAUUCCAGGUGAUAUGGAGAAUAGAAUUGGACAGCCUAAACUGUUGGAGGCAGAGGCGGCCAGAAGUAAUCCAUCUGAAAUUAAUCAGAUUCCCAAACAGGAUCAGGAGUCCAUGGCAAACUGCCAUGCCCUGCAAGUCGAGGUCUCUGCUCUUACUGCAUCCAACCAGGUAGCGAAGGAGACGAUCGAGAAUUACGAGGAGCAGGUAAAGACGCUAAAGAAGACUAUCGAGCGACUGGAGAUGGAGAACCGCGAGGCAGUGAAUCUGGGGCUGCGCUUUGAGUCCCACAAGACCAAGUCCAAGGAGAAGGAGACCGAACUGCUCACGGCCCUCUCUGAGAAGGAUUCGACCAUCGAGGGCCUGCAGCAGUCCCUCAAGGAACUUUCCCGAGAUGUGCUGCGCAAUAGCAAGGAGGACCACAUGCGUUCCAUGUGCCCGGACCUUGAGUCCAGCUGCGAGAGAAUCUGCAAUAAGUGCCACGAGUUGGAGCGCCUUCUGCCCAUUGCGGACGUCAAUGGACUCGAGACAAUCGCUUGCCAAUGUGAUCAGCUGCGAUCCGAGAUUGCUGCCACUCGGAUCAAGUUGGAAAGCGUUCAGUCAGCCUUUAGCCAGGCAAGCUGCGAGGUUUCCCAAAAGACCACCGACUGCGAGCGCCUCUCCAGACAGAUUUCCACGGCCCAGGAUGACUUUGGACAACUGCAGGGAAAGUAUAACAGCCUGGAGCAGCAGUGGCUGGGUCAACAACUCGCCAUCGAGACCAUGCAGGCUGAUUACUAUGCCAUCCAGCAAAAGUACCAGAAGCUGCAGGAGGAGUACGAGCAUCUGGAAAAAAGAUCCGACGAACAGUGCCAGCAGCUGCAGGCUGAAAAUACGAAACUGCAGGAAGAGAUUGGAACUCUCAAGGGUCGAGUGGAGGAAGCCCAGCGCAAGCUUUUGGAAGUUCCGAACCCCGAGUAUCUUGCAGAAGAGUUCAAGGCUCAAAAUCAAGAGCUCAAGGCGCAACUCUCUGACUUGCAGUCCAAAUUUAACGGCAUUCAGAUAGAGUACGACUGCCUUUCCAGCGAGCUGAUGGAAAGUGUCCUAGAGGGCGAGGCUCUGAGGGAGGAGAUCAAGCAGCGCCAAAGCAGCUAUGAUUUGGAGUCUAUGAAGAGUUCCGGCGUGGGCACCGAGUGUAGCGAGCCGGACAAUAACCCAGACACAGACAGUGACCUCAUGGAGCAGUUUGUCAAGCUGUCAGAGUCCAUUCAGCAGAUUGAACUCCAGCAUCAUUCCGGCUUCACCUGCCUCUUCAUAGUCAACAGACUGGAGCAGGACGAGAGUGUGCCACGCUUCAAGCUUUGCCUUGAGUCUGCAGAGGACUUAGAGGGUGAUACUAGUCAGCAAGAUACAUCCGACUCUGUUUGCCUAAAAGGCUUUCUGAAGCGUCAAAGAUUUAGGAUUGUGAGAAUGAGUCAGGAGGAGGUAUGUAUGCGAGAGGAAGACCGACUUCGAAAUAUAAUUUCCCAAUUGGAGCUGGAAGUCGAAAAUCAAAAGGCGUUAAUUAAGGACGAAGAGGCAAUUAUACACGAGAUGCGCGAGCAGGUGACCACCCUAAAGUCUGACCUUCUGGAGAAAAACGUGUUAUUGAACAAGGUUGAAGAUUAUCAGCGGCAAAUAGAUGCCUUGCAAAAACAAAAUGCGGAAAUGACAAAUUCGUACAAACAGUUGCAAGAUGAGGUUACAAAACAGAGCCCGAUGAACGAGAGUCUUCUUGAAAUUCCGGCUGAUGAGGAUACCAUUCCAAAAUGUCGUGCAUCUUCCAUUGAGGAAGAUCAGGAAUCGAAGGAAGUUGCUACUCUUAAGGCAGUUCUAGCUGAGUUAAAAACUAAGGUAUGUGAUCUGCAGGCCGAACUGGAAAGCCAGUUAAAGCAGAUGCAGCUGAAGGACAAGAACAUCGCCAAACUGCACUCGCAUGUUGAGGAAAUGGGCGAACGCUGUUUAUCAAUGGGACAGAGGCUGACGGAGUUGGAAGAGGAUUCCCGGCAAAAGCAAGAACUACUGGACCGCCAAGGGCAGAAACUGUUCGAUGACGUUUGUCUCAUAGACCAGCUUCAGGAAAAGAAUGCGAAACUCGAGGACCGCAGUGUCAAAGCGGAAGAAUCUCUACAACUGGAGAAGAACAAGCAGGAGCAGACUAUUGAUUCCUCCGAAUACAAACAACAAAUCGAGGUACUCGAAGAGUCGCUAAAGAAAGCUCAAGAAGAGCUGCGUAUCCUGGAGAAGAGUAAGACGAAUGAGAUCAACGGCCUUAAGCUGGAAUACAUGACGAAGAUUGAGUCGAGCGAGAUCGAGAACCGCGCCAAAUUCCGCUCUUAUAGCCUGGAGAUGGAGGAAAGCAAAGAUCGAUAUGAGAGCAGUGUGGCCUUAUUGAAAGAACAACUAAUGAAGGCCGGGGAAGAGCUCUCCAGUGUUACUGCUCGCUUUCAGGCGGAGUUGAAAGGGAUUAAAUGUAAACUUCAGGAAAAAAUUAGUCAGGCCGAGGAGGAAAGGAAUAUAUUAAAUGCCGAACACCAGGCAGAGCUAGAAAAUAUCCGUGAAAUUCUUAAGGAGACAUUGGCUGGCGCCGAAGCAAAGCAGGCCAAGAUUAAAGAUGCUUACAAGGCGGAAAUAAGCGAUGUACGAGCCACUUUGAAGGAGCAGCUAAGCCAAGCAGAGGAGGAGCGAGAGAAGGCAGAGGCGAGGCUUCAGGAGAUGAAAAAAUCUCUGGAGGAGUUGGAAGUUCAUAAUAGCGCAAUGAGAAGUACAAUUGCUGAGAUGAAAAAAAGGAAAUCUGAGCAGGACUUGGCAUUGGAAGAAGUCAGAAUAGAAAAGCGCCAACUAGAGGAACUGUACGAUCAAGAGAUGCAAUUACGCUCUCGUGACCAAAACGGCUUGGGGGCACAAACCAACGACAAGAUCAAUGAGCUCCAGGAAAAGUGUGGGCAGCAGGCUCUGGACUUGGAUAAGCUGAGGCAGGAGAAGUUGACCUUGCAAUCGGAGAUUCAGGAUGCCAAUGCACAGCACACGAGCACCUUCCGAAAACUUCAGGAACUUGAAGCGGAAAUGAAUGUUCUGAGCAAACAAAAGGAGUUGGAGAAGUCUGAUUUAGAGAACAAAGUCGAAACUUUCAAUGCCAAGAUAACAGAUCUCGAGGAAGCACUGCAUUGUGCUAAGAUCAAGAUCCUUACCCACGAGGGUCUAAUUUCCCAGCACGAACGAUUGACAAUCUGUCUUUCCGAGGCAAACGAAUUAUCGGGCACAUUGCGAGAAAAGGUGGAGCGCCUGCACUCGGAACUGCUUAGCUCACAGAAAGAUAUCUCUAGUCGAGAUGCAGAAAUUAAACAGCUUCGCUCUGACCUAUUUGACGCCAUGGAUGCAAAGACAAUUGCUGGCAUGGAGCGAGUAGAACUGUCAAUGCAGCUGAAGGAAGUCGAGGAGAAGAUAUCAAUCCAGGAAGGCAGUUUCAAAAGCGAAGUGAAAGAUCUCAAGGGUUCCAUAAUCGAGCUGGAGCUUAAGCUCACAUCGCUACAAGAAAUUAAAAAUAAACUAGAGACUGGAAAUGAGGAACUUAAAGUUAAGUUGAAAAAUGCCGAUGAUCUGCAGGACAGGCUGGAAAAGGAGCAGAAGUUGUGUGCUUCUCUAAAAGAAGAUUUCGCAAAAUUGGAAGAAGUCAAAACUGAUCUCGCCGAGCAGAUACGAGCCAAGGAGGCAGAAGUCGAUCACAAAACGAAGGAACUGAAACUGGAAGUGGAUGUGGCCCAAAACAAAGUAGAAGAACUAACCAGAGAGUGCGAAAACCUUCGCUCCGAUCUGCAAUCCAAAGAGAGGGCUUUUUGGAUGGAAAAGGAACUGUUGGAUGGCACCAUUUCUAAUCUGCAGAAAGACAAGCGCAUCGUGGAGGACAAGUUUUGUAUGCUUAACGAGGAGCUCACAAAGGAAUGUGAAAAGCUACGAACAACACUGAAAUCCAACGAAUCCGAUUUGCUGAAGAGCAAACAAGAACUGGCGGAAAAGCUGUCUAUCCUUGAGAAGAAGGAUAAUGACCAUGCUCGUCUUAUGGCCCAGUUCGCGUCCAAAGAGGCAGUUUUUGCAUCGCUGCAAGAAGACUCAACCAAGCAAAAACAAAGCCUCGAAAUGGUUGAAAGGCUCGCAAAGGAGUGCGAGACGUUACGAUCGACUGUGAAAUCCAGGGAAACCAAUUUCCGAGCGGAAAAGGAACGCAUGGACGGUACCAUCUCCAUUCUAAUGGAAGACAAGCGCAACCUUGAGGAAAAGUUGUGCACGGUCACCGAGAUUAUGACCAAGCUCGAGCUUGAACUGGCGGCUUUUCAAGCGGCUAAUGUGAACGGAGGCAACGUGUCCCUUAAACCGAGUUCCUCCAAUAUGUCGCCCACAUCUGCAUCUGCCUCCUCUGCUAAGAAAACCGUGGACCGCAUUGGUGUUGCCAGUGUGUCAAGGAAAUCGAUCAGCUUUGAGGUGAGGAAGAAUCGACGCAUCACGGCUUACGAUGAGCACCGGAAGCAGUCGUGCUGGAACGACUUUCGGGAUUGCGGAACUAUGACGGAUUCCGUGGAUAGUAAUUGCCAUUGUUCCGAGCUGAGCUUAGAACACAGACUGAAUCCGGGAUGGAAACCAUCCUAAGUAGGAUAAUUAUUGAAUGAAAAGAUGCUCGAAAAUAUUCGCGUCCGAAACGAUAACCUAACGGAGUUGAUGGAGAUAGUUAAAAUAAGUUUUCUGAGAAAACAAUGCACUUAAGGUGUCAGUAUUGAUUCCUUUUCUUUUUUUGUUAACCUUCUGUAAUUAAUUACGGUCAGCUCUUCAUGUUUCCAUACACAAUGCGAAUAAAGAAACCGAAAUCGCCACUCUGCGAGAAAAAUAGGA
Molecule: messenger RNA, 6389 nt
Organism: Drosophila subpulchrella
Lineage: Eukaryota; Metazoa; Arthropoda; Insecta; Diptera; Drosophilidae
Product: kinesin-like protein KIN-7I
Exons: 10
Coding region: 129-6149 (2006 amino acids)
Biological process (GO): mitotic cell cycle; microtubule-based movement
Cellular component (GO): microtubule
Molecular function (GO): ATP binding; microtubule binding; plus-end-directed microtubule motor activity
Source: RefSeq, a predicted model, not a curated record